ACAGCUGUUCCCUUCAUGUGAUACUGAUUUGUGUUGAUGUCAGAUGGCAAUGGAGAAAUAUUGGGCUUGAGGGGAUUUGAAGUUUGUUUUUCUUUCUCAGCAAAGAGCAUGGAGUUAAUGCUGAUGGCUGCAGAAGGAGGGGUGCCUGGUGGCAAUGAGGAUAUCAAGUGGUCAGCAAAUUGCUGUCAGGGAUGAAGGAAACUGAAUCACGUGUGUUGGGCACUCGUCACCACAUUCCCUAUAACCCAGAAGAGCAUGAAAGCACAGCUGCUUUUGAGCUUGUGGUGUGCAGUGAGGAUGGAGCAGCCUCCGUCCACCCAACUCCCAUUGGGGCUGCAGCCACGGAGCUCCACAUCCCAGCCUGGCUCUCAUUGCAGGGUGAGUGCAGAGCACCAGGGUUGGUGUCACGUGUGCCCCACUGGGCACUAAAACAGAAUCUGAAAGCAGUGGCCCUAUGGCUGGUGCUUCUCCUUUUUGCAGCUUUAUUUCUGCAGGGGUUCUGAAAUAAUUUCCUAGUUAUUAUGCGUUCAUAUUUUUCCCUUGACACCCUGUACACUCCCAGCAGCCAGGAAAUAAAAGUGGCAGUGCAGCAGGGGCUGAGCAUUGUGCAGAGCAGAGCCCUUAAGCCAGCUAGCUCCAGCCCUGCUCCCUGUGCCCAUGUCCCACAGCACCAUGAAGGGUUCUGCAGCUGCCCUGGCUGGUCUCCUCCUGGCCCUCUGCUCCUCAACUGUGGACUGCUUUCCUAUUGGCAGUAGUGAUGACAUCCCCUUAAGCUGCUGCUACAGUUAUGUGUCACGUCCCAUUCCUUACAAGCUCAUUGCCUCUGUCUAUGCCACCAGCAGCUCCUGCUCCCUGCCAGCAGUGAUUGUGGUCACCAAGAAGAAGAGGAAGAUAUGCACAGACCCAAAGCAAUUCUGGGUGCAGGCACUCCUGGAGCUAUCCAGAACAGAAAAGUUGCUCUCCCACGCCGUGAAGGAAGUGAAAACACAGAGAUGAUGCACAGAACAUCAAAUACUUGUUAAGGAAUCAGGAGCUCUGAUGCCUAAAUAAAUCCCCUUGCAUUAGUAAA
Tympanuchus pallidicinctus (lesser prairie-chicken) is the source of this 1069-nucleotide messenger RNA. RefSeq names its product C-C motif chemokine 4 homolog. Gene Ontology annotation, cellular component: extracellular region. Lineage: Eukaryota; Metazoa; Chordata; Aves; Galliformes; Phasianidae. Gene Ontology annotation, biological process: lymphocyte chemotaxis; positive regulation of ERK1 and ERK2 cascade; cellular response to type II interferon. The record is from RefSeq and is a predicted model, not a curated record. Gene Ontology annotation, molecular function: CCR chemokine receptor binding; chemokine activity.